Molecule: messenger RNA, 446 nt
Organism: Sycon ciliatum
Lineage: Eukaryota; Metazoa; Porifera; Calcarea; Leucosolenida; Sycettidae
Product: large ribosomal subunit protein P1-like
Exons: 1
Coding region: 61-387 (108 amino acids)
Biological process (GO): translational elongation; cytoplasmic translation
Cellular component (GO): ribosome; cytosolic large ribosomal subunit
Molecular function (GO): ribonucleoprotein complex binding; structural constituent of ribosome; protein kinase activator activity
Source: RefSeq, a predicted model, not a curated record
UUCGGCGCCGACUUUCACUUUCCACCUCCCUUCUUUUUCCUUUCCUUCUGAGCCGACAACAUGGCCUCCAACUCUGAGCUUGCUUGCGUUUACGCAUCCCUGAUCCUCCACGACGAUGGAGUAGAAGUAACUGGAGAGAAAAUCUCUUCUCUCAUCUCAGCCGCCAAAGUAGACAUCGAGCCUUUCUGGGCUGGUCUGUUCGCCAAGGCUUUGGAGGGCCGCAACAUCGGAGACCUCGUCUCCAACAUCGGCUCUGCCUCCGCAGCACCCGCAGCCGCAGCAUCUACCGCAGCUGCCCCAGCAGCCGCCGAGGAGAAGAAGGCGGAGAAGGCGCCAGAGUCUGACCCGGAGUCUGAUGACGACAUGGGAUUCGGCCUGUUCGACUAAUUUCUAUUCUUGCUGAAAGUCCUGAUGAUUGCUGGAAAUAAAUCAACUCUUUCAACCAA